UGAAGCUGAAAUCUGGAGAGACUUCUCUACACAGAAAACAUAAGGGUAGCAACUGCAGGAGAAGAAAAUAUAUUAAAAAGAAGCUAAUGGAGCAUCCACAAGGCUAGGCACUGCAACACACACACACACACACACAUAUAUAUAUAUAUAUAGAGAGAGAGAGAGAGGAGGUGGGGAAGAUGACCUGAUGAUGCAUGAUAAGUCGGCUCAAAGUAGCACUUAUUUAUGAAGGUGACGGUGGAUGCAUGGUGGAAGAACGAAUUCAGAUCCAUCAAUGGGCCAUCACUGUUGCAGCAAACAGAAAGUUAAGCGAGGCCUUUGGUCCCCUGAAGAAGACGAGAAACUGGUCAGACACAUCACCGCCCACGGCCAUGGCUGCUGGAGCUCCGUUCCAAAACUAGCAGGUCUUCAGAGGUGUGGAAAGAGUUGCAGAUUGAGGUGGAUAAACUACUUGAGGCCGGAUCUGAAGAGGGGUUCGUUCACAGAACAAGAAGAGGGGAUCAUAAUCGACGUUCACCGAAUUCUGGGUAACAGAUGGGCACAGAUAGCCAAACACUUGCCCGGAAGAACAGACAACGAAGUGAAGAACUUCUGGAACUCUUGCAUCAAGAAGAAGCUCAUUGCACAAGGCCUCGAUCCCAACACUCACAAUCUCUUAAUUCCCCACCAUAAUAACCCUAAGACCAACACCAGCCAUCCGGCAGCUCGCGGCGGCGGCCACCGUCAACAGUCUGCAGCUUUCUCCAUAAGCACAUGUACCGCUACAGCUGCUACUACUCCACAUAAUAAGAAUGGCGAUUUUUCACUAGGGAUGGUAGAAGGAACGCCUCAGUUUGUGACCUCAUUACCAGCAGCUUCGUUCUCGUACGAGAAUUCAACCAUUGGCGCCACCAUCUUCCAGGAUUACGAGAAGAACGCUAAUUUUAUUCCUUCGACUGGCACUGUUGGAGCUGAUCAAACCGACUCUGGUUAUAAUUCUUUGAUCGAAUUUACUAACCCAUCACCAAUGCAAAGAACAAAUUCAUCUGGGCUUGAGAUAUUGCAGCAGCUGGGUAUGGAAGAUCAUGAGAAAUAUGGAAUCUGCUGGGACACUACUGCUUCUGGUUUGCAACCCUUUGGAGGAGGAGAAGCGCUGCUGCCACAGCAAGGAAAUGGGUCUGGUUGUGAAGAACAUGGUAAAGUUAACGAAGAAAACAUGGAAGCUUCGUUGAUGGAUCAGAGCUCUAACUUUGAUUUUGAGUUUGUGGAGGGUUCAGUGGCGCUUGUGCCUUGUGGAAUGUAUAGCAACAUUAAUGUCAGUCCCAUGGAUCAACUUGCAUGGGAUUGUUGAUCGAGUCAGCUGCUUCGAUUUAUGUAUAGAAGACUAAUCUUUUGGGUAUUUUAGUUAUUUCUUUUUUA
Messenger RNA from Diospyros lotus (date-plum), 1398 nucleotides. Its product is annotated as myb-related protein Hv1-like. The record is from RefSeq and is a predicted model, not a curated record. Bases 242 to 1330 code for a protein of 362 amino acids. The transcript is spliced from 2 exons. NCBI's taxonomy places the organism in Eukaryota, Viridiplantae, Streptophyta, Magnoliopsida, Ericales, Ebenaceae.